CUCUGCCACACAGAGACUGUUGCCACAUUCCUCAUUAAGGCUUUCCUGUGUUCUGCUGAGCCACAGGGCUGCUCUUGUUUACCUCAGGGAAUAAAGUAGAGAUGGACGAUUUCUGGGCGGGAGCCCUUUGGGCACUGGAGAUUUGGCUGUACCUCAUAAUCAUCCUCAUCAUGAUCCCAUCCAUGUUUGGAUUCUCACUGGGCAUUUCCGAGAUCUACAUGACCAUAUUGGUGAAAACCUUGGAGUGGGCCACUCUGAAUAUACAGAAAGCAAAUUCAGAUGAAAGAACACUCAAACCCUCAUCAUCUAAUGGUCUCAUCCAAAGAGAAAAUGGAUCAAUGGAGAAGGAGCUCGAGGAACUUCGACGAAGUCGCCCAAAACCACCAGUGGGUGGUGAUUUUACACUAAGUGACUGUUUCUAUUUCACCCGACAAGGGAUUGAGAGUAUUGUAGAUGAUCAGGUGACCCAGCGAUUCACUUCUGAGGAGCUGGUGUCCUGGAACUUACUGACUCGCACCAACAAUGAUUUCCAGUACAUAAGUCUGAAGCUGACACUGGUCUAUGGCCUUGGCAUCAUUGUGAGAUACUGCAUCCUUGCCCCCCUCAGAAUAACAUUGACCAUCAUCGGUGUUAGCUGGUUGGUAAUAGGAACAUCUGCAGUUGGAUUGCUUCCAAACUGGAGGAUAAAGUUCUGGCUCAGUGAGUUGGUCCACGUGAUGUGCUACAGAAUCUGUGCUCGAGGACUCUCUGCCACGAUUCGCUACCACAACAGGGAAAAUAAACCCAAAAAAGGAGGAAUCUGUGUUGCCAAUCAUACUUCUCCGAUCGACAUUGUGAUUCUGUGCACAGAUGGCUGCUAUGCUAUGGUGGGUCAGGUCCAUGGAGGCCUGAUGGGAAUUAUUCAGAGAGCCAUGGUGAGAUCCUGUCCUCAUGUCUGGUUUGAGAGGUCAGAGAUGAAAGAUCGCCAUCUAGUGACCAAAAGGUUGAAAGACCAUGUGAACGACAAAAAAAAGCUUCCUAUAUUGAUAUUUCCAGAGGGAACUUGUAUUAACAACACAUCUGUCAUGAUGUUUAAAAAGGGAAGUUUUGAAAUUGGAACAACAAUAUACCCAGUCGCCAUUAAGUAUGACCCAAAGUUUGGAGAUGCUUUCUGGAACAGUUCCAAGCACAGCAUGGUCAGUUACCUGCUGAGGAUGAUGACCAGCUGGGCCCUUGUAUGCAAUGUCUGGUACUUGCCAGCCAUGCACCAACAGGAGGGUGAAGAUGCUGUCCAGUUUGCCAACAGAGUGAAGUCAGCCAUCGCUCACCAGGGAGGGCUGGUAGAUCUGCAAUGGGAUGGAGGCCUCAAGAGGGCAAAGGUGAAGGAGACAUUCAAAGAGCAGCAGCAGAAGAAGUACAGCAACAUGGUGGUGAGAGAUGACAGCAGCAGCAACAGCGACUUAGAUCCUCAGUCAGACUAAUAAACGAAGGCCUUGUCUUGUGUUGGAGAAUAUCUACUGGAAAAAAAAUGCAGUGGUCCUCCAGUGUUUUCUCUCUGGCUGUAACUGACUGGGAAUACACGACAGUAGAUUUAAAAAACUGUGAGAACUUAGGUACAGCCAAAGAGAGGGAAGUCUCAGUGAUUCAUAGAUAACACAAGUGCAAUAUUGAACAUUAUGAGGAACUGAAAAAGGCAAGCUCUCUGUGUUUACUGCUGCUUUAAAAAAAGAGUUUGGGGUCACACAGCAUGUUCUAUAUUUUUUAUUUUUUAGAAAAUACAGAGACAUUUUGUUUCAGCAAUGAUUACUGCAGUGUUCCAGUGGCACAUUGAUUUAAAUAAUGCAAGUUCAACAUAUGAAAAGGCUGACUGACAGCACUUGUCGGUUUGAUCAUAGUCUCAAACACUUCCAGUAAAACAACUUUAGGAUUUUAAAAACUAUAAUGCAACAAAGCUUCAUGCACUCAAUAAACCAACUGAACUGCUUCUUUAAAGGGUACAACAGUUUUCAGCUGUGCUAACAUGAUAAAUUUGAUACAUUUGUGGUAGGUAGCUGUGUGUUUGUAAUACAUGAAUAACAUUGCUGCAAUCAUAAGUUAUGAUUUUAAGUUCUACUGAUUCUACAACCUUUUCGUCAAAAGUGGUAUUAGAUGAAAACAAGCAUCUAUUUUUUUUGUCUCAGAAACAAAGACGUAUUAAGUGACCCCAAACUACUGAGCACAGUGUUUACUGAUGUGAAAUGUGUGAUUGCAGAUGAGCCACUGGUUCAACAAACUGGCUUGAUGAAUGUCUAAUUUGUCGACUUAAAUGUGUUCUACUUGUUGUGUUUUUUUGGUUUGUUUGUUUGUCUACAUGUCAAAAGCCUAUGGUACAAAUGUUGCACUGUACAAACAAAUUCAGGUGUUGCCGUGUAAUACUGCAAAAGAAUUCACACCGAUAGCUACCAAACCGUGCUAGUUCUCAGUAAACUUGAACGAACAAACACAUUUGAGUUCAAAACUGACAGCAGCUUAGCAGUUGUUAUUCAAAAGGGAAAUUUGACCUCUUCUGCUUUUCAAAAGAAGCACACGAGUUUGACACUUGAAUAAUGAACAUUAACGUUGUUGUGCGUGACAGUCCAGUUCAUUUAAUGACAACAUGAGCUGUAACUGCUUCACAGUAUAACGCACAGAGCAGACUUUUUAGAUGGCUUCUCACUGGAUACUUUUCCUGAAAUUUCAUCCUCAUGGCCUCCAUUUUUCUCUGGGACUUCCUCUUUGGGCCCUUAAAGCAGAUUGGAGAAGCAUUUGUUUUAGGGAGACUUUUUGAAUGUUGCGUGUCCUGAUAUUUUCUGUUUGUUUGUCAAACUGUCAAUGAUCUCACCAUCAUUUUCGUGAUCACUGGGUUCUGUUUUGUCCUGAGUGCUCUGUUUAAAAACAAGUUUGAAUCAAUGAAAUUCUGUCUGAAAACCUUUAAACCAGUCGGCCUUUGACUGAUGAAAGUACUCACCUGCAAGGAGUCCCUUUUUCUCUGUUGUGCUUUGAGUUCCUGAUAUCUGCAAGUAUUAAUGACAAAGUAGAAAUCAUAGCUAAGAAACUCUGCAGUCAGAUGAAUGACUUUGUGUUUUAUAGUUAGGUCCAUAAGUAUUCAGAUAAGAAUAUUCUUUUUUUCAUUCAAGGUGUUAACAAAGUCCCUUAACGCAGUUAAUAUACAGCUAUUUUUAUACAUGGUCCUUCCUUUUCAGACACUCAAAAGUAACUGGACAAUUAACUGACAAGCAGUUUUGUGAUCUUGCAAGGUCUGUUGCCAUAAUUACAAUGUGUACAAAGUUUCUUAAAAAGAAGAAAUCCACUGGCCAGCUGAGCAACACCGAAAGGGUUAAAAGACCAUAGAAGACAACUGAAGUGCACAAUGACAGAAUUAUUAUGAAAACAGCUUUGAAACAUCUAGACAAGCCAAGAACAAACUGAAGGAGGUAGGUGUGAUAUUGUCAAAGUCUACAAUCGACAGCCACUGGUUAGACUCAGAAAGCCAAAAAAACAUCUAAAUGCACAAUUCUGGAAAAAAUAAAAUCUUUGGAAACCAAGAUGAACUUGUACAAAAAUAAUGAGAAAUUAUGGAGAUGUGCCAGUGCAACUGGGUUAUUGGUGUUUAUAGGUUAGGUGAGCAUGUGACGAUGCUGCAAACUGAUCAGAGUGCGCUUCACAGUGCAAAUGGACAAUUACCUAAAGCAAAAGCAAACCAAGAGUUUCUCAAAGCAAAGAAGGGCUAAGAAGUCAGUUACCUGAUCUGAACCUAGUAGAGCAGCUUUUCAGUUAUAAAAAAUGCAAAACUGAAGGCAGAAAGACCAACAAACAAGCAACAACUAUAAGUGACUGCAGAAAAAGAAAAGAGCAUCUCAAGGGAAGAAAUACAGCAUUUGGUGAUGUCCAUGGUUUCUAGACUUACAGUCAGUGAGUGCAAAGGAUUUUCAGCCAAGUAUCAAAACCGGUCUUUAUGUAUAAA
Molecule: messenger RNA, 3961 nt
Organism: Pelmatolapia mariae (spotted tilapia)
Lineage: Eukaryota; Metazoa; Chordata; Actinopteri; Cichliformes; Cichlidae
Gene: agpat9l
Product: 1-acylglycerol-3-phosphate O-acyltransferase 9, like
Exons: 14
Coding region: 102-1460 (452 amino acids)
Biological process (GO): triglyceride biosynthetic process
Cellular component (GO): endoplasmic reticulum
Molecular function (GO): glycerol-3-phosphate O-acyltransferase activity
Source: RefSeq, a predicted model, not a curated record